UCAAUUCCCAGCAACCACAAGGUGGCUCACAACCAUCUGUAAUGGGAUCUGAUGCCCUCUUCUGGUGUGCUUGACUGAAGAAAACAACAAUGUUCUCACAUAAAAUAAAUUAAAAAAAAUAUUUUAAUUUUUUUGAGCUGGGCAGUGGUGGCGCACACCUUUAACAUUAGCACUCAGGAGGCAGAGGCAGGCAGAUCUCUGCGUUUCAGACUAGCCUGGUCUACAGACCCAGUUCCAGAACAGGCAAUGCUAUACAGAGAAGCCCUGUCUUGGAAAACUAAAACUAACUUAAUAAAAAUACAGUAUUUAGGGGUUGGGGAUUUAGCUCAGUGGUAGAGCGCUUGCCUAGCAAGCGCAAGGCCCUGGGUUCGGUCCCCAGCUCCGAAAAUAAAAAAAAAGAAAAAAGAAAAAAAUACAGUAUUUAAACUGUAUUUACUCGUCUAUCCAUUUAGUGUGAACAAGUUACUAUGCAUGCAUGUGUGUAGUACCCACAGAGGCCAGAAGAGGGCAUCAGAUCCCCUGGAGCUGAUACGUGUGCUGGGAGCCAAACUAGCCUUCUGCAAGAGCAGCAAGUGCUUUUUAAUGGAUGAGCUUCAGCUCCUUAACAUAUAGUCAUAUGGCCCAGGAUGAGCUUCUGACCUCCACCUCUGAGUACUGGGAUUGCAGGCUAGACCAACCAUAACGAUGUCUUCGGUUGCUAUUAUUUCUUGGACAGGAUUCGACUCUCUCUAGGACCAGAGAGGGACCGGAGCUGGAAAGGUUAUGAAACACCUAGAGAGCCCAGGGAGAUGAGAACAAGAAAAUAUAGAACAAGGCUCCAGCACAGACCCUGUUUCCAGAAUAUUGAUGCAGGGAAGGACAGACAGAAUCAAGGCUUUCCUUGUUUGGCUCCAGCGCUAUGUCCGGCUUCUUCCUUUGGUUUCCCACUUGUUUAUUUACUGGGGGAUGGGGGACAGGAGUCCGAGGCAGGUCUCAAGUAGACAAUUGAAGCCUUAAAUGCCCAAACUCCUGCCUCUGCCACCUGAAUGCUGGGUUAUAAGUGAGCCUCACUUUCACACCACGUUCAUGUGGUACUGGAGGUAAAAUGCGGCUCCUUAUAAAGGCGGGGCAAUGUGAGACCCAGAAAUGAGCCUUAGGUAUGUCCUUCCCAGCAUGAAAGCCAAACUAAUAGGCAGUGGUGGGACCAGGCAAAGCCAAAACACCAGUACCAUUUGGAGCUAUCCCAAGGUGUGAUACAGUGUCACAGGACUGCGGCACUCGAGGCAGUGAGUCAGCCCUGGGAAUAGGUGACCAGAGCCAGCUGAGACAGGGCUCCAAUUCCCAGACCCUCCCUCCUAAAAAGUGGGGUAUACCUGGGUGGUGGUGGUACACACCUUUAAUCUCAGCACUCCAGAGGCAGAGGCAGGCAGACCUCGGAGUUCCAGGCCAGCCUGGUCUACAGAGUGGGUUCCUGGACAGCCAGGGCUACACAGAAAAACCCUGUCUCAAAAACCAAAAAACAACAAACAAAACAAGAAAAGGUAAGAAAAGGGGGGAGGGGUUACAAGUGCCUAUCUUGACAAUGAGAACCCCUUUAAAGGUGGGCAUCCCAGUGAAAGCAAGAGGCUCCAGCAGCAGCACUGUGUGACCUCAGACAAGCAGCUGUCAUUCUCUGGGCUUCACCUGUAUCCCUAGACACACGACUCAACGUCAGGGUCCAGAUGACUGAUGGAGGCCAGCCAGUCCGAUUCGACUCUGAGGUUAUCAAAACACCUGCAUGGGCUUACCCCAGGAGGCAAUUCCCAACCCUGUCCUACAAAAGCCACACACCCACACACAACUAAAAUAAACGGGGGGCAAACACCAGACCAGUAUGCACAGGGAAGACAGCCUUGGACUUACAAGGUCCCCAUCUGCUGUGGACUGUGAGACAGACUUGCCAGCCAGUUCUAGUUUGGCAAGUCUCUGCCACCCUCUAUCCACUUAACCACCUGUCAGGCUCUUGUUCCAUUUGUGCCUCAUAAGAACCGUAAACAGUAAUUACCACCUUCAUACCCAUUCUUCGGAAGAGUAAACUGAGGGGGGUGGUGGUGAAGAGACUCGCUGAGGUCACCCGCCUGGCUUGGCAGUCCUCUUGAGCCCUGGAGAGGUCUGGAAGAGGGCUGUGUAGCCAAGGCAAGGAGAGGAAACCCUCAAUUCUCUGUACAAGACCUCCCACUGCCGGCCUCCCCUGGAGAAUGAUGUGCAGAGCCUUAGAAGAACUGGGGAGCCAGGAUUCGGGGCUCUAUUUCUGGUGUUGUGCUGACUCAGACCGUGACCUUGGGUGAAUUACUCACCAGCUCUGUGAAGCUUUAAAACAACACCCCCAAUAAAAGUGUUCCAGCUCCAAGUCCCCAUUAUGGGGGUGCCACUAGGGAGGAAUGGGUACAGUUUAAAAAUAGAAAGACCGGGACCACAAAGAAGGUGAUGGGAGAGCUGAAUGUCUCAGGCUUGUCCAUGCUGAGUCCUGGGAAGGUGGCAGCCACUUUCGGACCACCAGGCAGAAGUGGUACCUGCCUGCAUCCUCCCUCCCCAGGUUCCUAGAUACUCCUUAGGACGCACAUCAGUUCCCCCCCCCCCCCCCCCCGCAGCAGCCGGAGGUGACCUAAUUAAAGUCCUUCCCACCCCCACCCCCACUAAGUGUGUGUGUGUCAGGGGCUGUCCCAGCCAAUCCUAAAGAUUAAUUAUUUAAGUGACUCUUUACUCUCCUGCUCACAAGCCCAAGCAGCCCUGAGGCUCUUGUUCUAAGGCCUCUGGGCUUUUCUGGCAUUAGUGGGGGGAGGGAAAGCCAGGGUAGCUACCUGGAGCCAAGUUCACAGACAAGCUCCACUUCAGCCUGUCGGUGUGAGCUUAAACAAGUCACCUUCCCAUGCUGGCUCCUCUGGAGAGAGGAUCCUACUGGCCAAAGUCACACAUGGUGACAGAUUGGCAAUGGUGUGGUCUCAAAGUCCCUGGGCUUCCCAGGGUGCUAAGUCAACUCCUGCCUGGUGACUACUAUUUCUGGGGAUGGAGUGUGUUCUGGCCCCACCCUGAUUGUACCCCCUCACCUUGCUGUGCAUCUCCCCCAAGCUGCCUGUGCACAGAGCUCUGGGUCCUGGACACCAGGCCUGUGACCAGCUCGAUUAGUCUAAGAGCACCCUCUGCUGGGUAUCACCUGCACAAGGUGGGUGAAUGCGGGGGAGGGGGGAGACCUGUGCCUUUGGAUGGACUGGCAAAUAUCUCCACUCCCCCAUUUAUCCAUUCCUGUGGAUCCUUGAGAGCCACAAGGGAGGCCCUCCCUAGCCAAUAAGCAUCUUCAAACCUUUUCCAGCCAUCUGUCUCCAGGCCUGGGACAACUUGGUGUGUUCUCCUGGGACCCUUCACCGCUGGCUUCUGUUUGCACUAGUUGUGUUAAGGUGGGGUGGGGCCAGAGACACAAGGUUGGGAAAUAGAUGUUUUGGGGAAACGCAGUGUGGGGCGAGGAGGGGAAAAGACACUCAGAACCUGGGCACUCAUGCCCAGAGACCUCUGGGAUGGAGUCGGAUUUGGGAAAGCGCUCUCCCCACCCCCACUCCCCUCCUCACCCCCCUCCUCACCCCCAUCCUUCCCAGGGAAAGGCCCUGCCUGGAUGGCAUAUAAGCAAGCCAGUGCCAGGCUGCCAGAGGGGGUGCCCACCUCCCACAAGGCACACUUCCUUCUCCCCUCCCCCAGCCCCAGCGGAUGCAGCAGUUCACACUCUGGAUUUAUUAUUGUUCUCAGUCCUGCCCCCCUCCUCCCUGGGAAGCGCCUGCAGCCUGGCAGCCUAGCAGCCUGGCAGGAACCUGCUGUCUCCUUGUGGGUGCCAGCAUGGCCCCUUAUCUCCAUUCAGUCUCCUUGUGCCAGGGUCAGACCACUCAGGGGCUUGAUGCCAGCCAAGGCCAACCUGAGUCCUUGCAUCCCACAGCAAGGGUUGCCCGCCAGCUGGUCUGUCACCCCUGUCCUCCAGUGGGCUGCACCCAAGCAAAGGAGGAGGUCAGAGCUAGCCCAGCAUGCGGGGGAGGGCAAGGACUCGAUGGGGUGGCAUAAAGGCAAAAAUAACGUGGAACCAUUCCUCCAGCCAGUUGACACAAUUAUCACUGCCACACUAGGGAAAAAGAGAGUGAGGGGAAGACAGCUGCUCUGGGUCUCUGCCUGCCCCAGGCGGCUCCUCCCCUCUGCCCUGGCCUCAAUGCAGAUUUCAGGGGCAAGAUCCAGAGGUGCUCCCGACUGGCCUUUUAGGGUCUGGAAGGAGUCACGGCUAUCCCUCACCCAGUUCCCAGACCGGAGGCUGCGGCUUGGCAGGAAGCUACUGUUACCUGCUUCUCAACCCAGACGCGAGUCCCAGACACAGACAUUCACACACAUUCAGACGCGCGCGCGGGAGCCACUCCGCCACAGCUUUUCUGGAGGGUCAAGGAGAGAGAAGGGAAGGGAGGUGGGCUCCUCUGCCUCCCCGGCAUCCUCUAAGCAGAGCUGGGCUGGCUGAUGCAGCUCCUCGACCUUUCCAGCCUCACUCCACACAUCCUUUCUUGGUACGGUCAGCCCUCGGCCCCUGCCUCUGCCAGUUUCCAUCACGGGCUUCCUUCAGGUCCCUUACCUCGCCCUGGCAGCUGGGUCCAGGUACUGUCUCCUGUAGUGGGCAGCACCCGAUCUCUCUGGACCGUGGAGCUGGCUGGCAAGGGUCACGUCUGGAUGAUGCACUCUCCGUGGCGCGCGCGCGCGCGCGUGUGUGUGUGUGUGUGUGUGUGUGUGCAGGAGGCACCUCAGCCCCUCACUCACUCACUCACACACGCCCUCCUGCUGACGUCAGGAUGUGCUGGAGGGAGGGACUGGGAUGGGAAUUUGUACUCGUAGCUUAAAGGGACACUAGGCUAUCUCUUCUCUGGCCCAGACACCACCUCCUGAGCAAGGCGAGUGCUGGUUCCAGAACCCUCAGCCCAACAGAGCCAGUGACCCAACCUGGGAUCCAAUUUUGGUGGUCCGUUUGUCAUUCCAGUGGCCUUGAACUGAGCGACCAGGGAGUAGCCAAGGAGGAUUUCUUGAGCUCCAGAGAUGAGCCAGCCUUGAGUGUCCUGGAACUCCCUCUCUGGACCAGGCUGGCCUCCAACUCAAAGAUCAGCCUUGCUUCUGCCAUGGGAAUGCUGGUAUUAAAGGUGUGCAGCACCGUGGCCUGGCUAAAUUUAAAAAUCUUAAGGCAGUGGAAACUCCAGAGCAAAGCAGGAACUUCUCAUGGAGAAGGCAAUAAAACGACCUAAUAACCACGUGCUGAACGUGAGGAGGCAAUAAAUGUUUCAGAGAACCAGUAAGCAGGAAGUGGGGUGGGAAGGGGGGCUGCUGGCAGGUGGCUUGUGACUUGGAAGGGGAGGUCAGGGAGGACCCAGCCUGGCUCCUCCCCGAGAGAGAGACGCUGUACUUCAGGGUCCAGACAGGAAGAUGUGAGUUCAUUUUAUUACUUGCGCUGGGGAGGAGUCAGCCUGCCUCCAUCUUGGGCUUGUAAGCCAUCUCACUAUAAAGACAAACUAGGGUCCUGCCUGUUCAUGUUCAAGGAUCAGGCUAUGUCCCACCUGUAACCUCAACUAUAAAUGGUUCUGCACGGCCUGUGCCAAGAAAUAAUGACCUUGAAUUUGUUUCUUUGAAUGUGUUUAUUUUACAUCUCGCCUGGCCUGUGGUUUCCUCUCCCUCUUCUCCUCCCAGUUCCCGCUCCUCUCCCCCUCCCCUGUCCAUGUCUUUGCUUCAAAAUAUUGUUCUGACCAUCUUGCUACCCUACCUUUGUUUCAAAGGGUUAUUAUAACCCCUUGUUAUGACCACGUUAUUAUGUUCUGCUCCUGAAACCCACCUCUUUGCCUGCCAAAUCCCCCCUUUGGAAACCCCCUACCUCUGAGCUGUAAGAGCCCUUACCUUUCCCAUCUCCAGUGGUAACUUUUGAACCCCACCUUAGGGGCAGGCUCCCCUGCGUAUAUGUGCAAGAAUAAGAAAGUUUGCUUAAGCAUGUUUCCAAGGGCUGUGGCUGCUCAUAGCCAUGGGAUCUCCAACUGCAUGCCAGAGUAACGGAGAGACUUUGACAGCCCAGGUUAUCACAGUGCCUGCUGUUGCCACUCAGCUCUCCUAUAUGUUUUUCCACUGGAGUUAUGAGCUGUCUGUCCUUCUGUCCUGUGGUAUUCACAACAAACUUUCCUUCUGCAGUGUGCACUUGGGCGGUUCUUGGAAGAGUGAGGAGACAGCCUGUCAGCCUCUGCUCAUUAACCUAAGGACCAUGUGACCAGUGAGGUGGCCAUCUUGUGGUUUGGUCUGCAUUAUUUGUUGGAAAAAUGCCACAAGAAGAUCACACUGGGAUAUAGAAGUUUCUGGCGAAUACUUAGCCAGGUAGCCUUUUGUGGCCAGAUUGGUCUACAAAGAGAAACAGCAUUUUGGAAAAGUGAAAUACCUUUGUAACCUAACCUGCAAUUGGUUCAAUAAAGACUUCAAAUUUAAAAAAAAAAAAAAA
Rattus norvegicus (Norway rat) is the source of this 6499-nucleotide messenger RNA. Lineage: Eukaryota; Metazoa; Chordata; Mammalia; Rodentia; Muridae. The record is from RefSeq and is a predicted model, not a curated record.